GGUGCCUUUAUUUAAGAAGCAUUAAAAUUGUCAGUUUUUCCAUGCACUAAGUUAGCUCCGCCUGAGGUUGCUUAACGCUUUCGAGCGAGGUUCUCUCACGCACGACCUUUAUAUUUCUUGCUACGGAGUGUUAUCUUUUGCUACGAAUGCGUUAAUGCGUUAAUUGAACCCCGCAAUGCUUUCGCGUCUCAGUCUACCGCUACGGUGCUUUGCGCGCUCUUUGCGCUGUCACAGUGCACCUAGCAUAUCCUCAGCUCAUACUUCGAUAUGCAGUAGCGAGACUAUAAGCCGCGAGCCAUCGAACCGCAAGCUGGAACUGGAUGUUUUCCGGAGCAGCGGUAAUGCAGCUUGUGCGUGGGCUUGGAGAGAGUUGUUUCGCUCGACCGAAACAUGUCAGCUGACCAUUAAGAGAGGCUUUGCGGGAGCGGCUCGGCCGGGCAUUGAGAGGCGCAACACCCCUGGCCUUCGUGUCGAUGGCAGCGUUAUCCGUGACCUGCCUACGUUGUUGGCAAAGGCGGAGGUUCGAGCAAGGGCAUGGCACCCAUCAGAUCUGCAUGCCGCUUUCGACAUUGCCGUCAAGUUUCCAUGCCAAUGUGCCGAUGACGCAAAGCUUCUCCACCGUGUACUGGCCGUGCUCUCAGCCGCCUACCUGCCACACGUGCCCAACCUGGCCCAGCCCCAUCUCUGCGCCGUCCUACUGUGGGUGUGUGCCAAGGCGGAUUACUGGGAUCGCCAGCUGGUGACAGCGCUGCUAGGACGGCUGGCGUGGGAUGGUGGAAGGCUAUUGGUGCAGGCCGACGGGCAAGCACAUUUUAACCUGUGGUGGGCAUUGUCCAAGGCACCAGAGGAAGUAGUAACGGAAGCAGACGGGCUGCUACAUGCAAGCGCAAUCUUUAUCCGGAACAUGAGCGCCCAGCAGCUCGGCCCCCAGGCCUGCUCCAACAUCCUCCUGGCGUGUGCACGGCUGAAGCGUCGCCAGGAACCCCUGCUGCAGCACCUGGCCGCCUGUCUGGUGCAGCAGAGGCCUAACACCGACUGCCAGCACCUGGCUAACUCCCUGUAUGCACUGGCUGUGCUGGGGUGCUCAGGGGGAGAAUACGCUGCUGCUGUGCAGCAGUUGUGUUCCGAGGUGCACCGACGCCUUCUGGGACCAUCUGCUCGGACGUUUGUUCCUCAGGCGCUUUCCAACAUCCUGUGGGCUCUGGAGGGGCUGCGGCCAGAUGGGAGGGAGGGGCUCGUACAGGCCUUGGCAGCCGAGUGCAAGCGCCGCAGCUUUGCUGGCUUCAAUGCACAGGGUCUCAGCAAUGCUGCCUGGGCACUGGCUAAGAUGGGGUAUAGUGAAGCGUCCGCUUCCAUUGGGCACCAGCAGGACUGGUUCAAAGCCGCUGCCAUUGCAGCAUGUGCUCCUGGUGCCAUGAGUGGUGCCAGUGCCCAGGCUUGGUCCAGCCUGUGGUAUGCACUUGCACUUGUGCGGCAUCACCCUGGUCCUGGCCUGCUGCAGGCGGUGCAGGCUGAGGUGCACCUGGAGGUCCUUCACAACAGCGCAACUUCCCAGGCCUGCGCCAACCUGCUGUGGUCUCUGGCUAUUCUGGGCUUGUACGAGCAGCGGCUGGUGGAUGUGCUGG
Molecule: messenger RNA, 1625 nt
Organism: Astrephomene gubernaculifera
Lineage: Eukaryota; Viridiplantae; Chlorophyta; Chlorophyceae; Chlamydomonadales; Astrephomenaceae
Source: the annotation of a GenBank genome assembly